Molecule: messenger RNA, 3992 nt
Organism: Lampris incognitus (smalleye Pacific opah)
Lineage: Eukaryota; Metazoa; Chordata; Actinopteri; Lampriformes; Lampridae
Product: heterogeneous nuclear ribonucleoprotein U-like protein 2
Exons: 11
Coding region: 1-2643 (880 amino acids)
Cellular component (GO): membrane
Molecular function (GO): protein binding
Source: RefSeq, a predicted model, not a curated record
AUGAGGUUAACGGAACUCAAAAAAUAUAAAGUUGCGGAGCUCCGAGCCCGACUCCGGGAGCUCGGACUGGACACGAAGGGACUCAAAGCGGAGCUUGUCGAGCGGCUGUGGACGGCGUGGGAAGAGACGCAAGACCAAGAGCGACGAGCUGCCUCCUGCGACGGAGACGUGUCCAUACCCCAAAAUGACCGCCCGCCGCCGACACCGCCGACGGUCCAAGUCUCGUCUGUUCUCCAGCAGGUCACGUCGUCCGCGUCUCCACCGGGGACAGUGGGCCGACCUCCCCCGGCCAGGGAGUACACAGACAGCGCCACCCAAACCGACCCAGAUGCCGGUGCCGUUACUGAGGUGUCGGCACAACAUGGGGAUGCUGGUACCGUUACUGGGGUGUCGGCGCAACAUGGGGAUGCUGGUACCGAUACUGAGGUGUCGGCGCAACAUGGGGGUGCUGGUACCGAUACUGAGUUGUCUGCACAACAUGGGGAUGCUGGUACCGAUACUGAGGUGUCGGCGCAACAUGGGGAUUCUGGUACCGAUACUGAGGUGUCGGCGCAACAUGGGGGUGCUGGUACCGAUACUGAGGUGUCGACAGAACAUGGGGAUGCCGGUACCGAUACUGAGGUGUCGGCACAACAUGGGGAUUCUGGUACCGAUACUGAGUUGUCGGCGCAACAUGGGGAUGCUGGUACCGUUACUGAGGUGUCGGCGCAACAUGGGGAGGCUGGUACCGUUACUGGGGCGUCGGCGCAACAUGGGGAUGCUGGUACCGAUACUGAGGUGUCGGCGCAACACGGGGAUGCUGGUACCGAUACUGAGGUGUCGGCGCAACGUGGAGGUGGAAAACGUGUCGGACCGCCGGACGACGCUGACUCAGCAGCGGGAUAUCUGACGGACCGUGCGUACGGAACUUGCAGAGGACGGGAACCACACGUUGAACAAAAACCUGCCACCUGUACAGAUACCGGUCGUGCCCCAGGGCUUCGAGACCGAAACGGUCCGGAUCACCGCGGGACUCCGGAGGCGCCCCCCGUCCCCAGACAAGCUCCCCAGCGGGAAGAGCAGAAGUCUGCAGCGGGGCAGGGAAAGGAACCAGACACGGCGGAGGCGGGGGGCGGGACGUGUCCUCGGGAGAAAGUGAUGUGCAGAGCUGGCAGGGCCUUCUACGAGUUUAAAGAGGAGAUUCGCUAUAAAAGGGCCAGAUCACCACUGCCUGUACAGGAGAGUGAGGAGGUAGAGGAGGAAGUAAGGGAGGGAGUCAGACUUGAUCACCGUUUCUCUGACCUCCACUUUGAGGUGAGCCCUGAUGGCUCCUGCGGCUGGCCGCGCUUUUGGGCGCGGUUCCCCCUGCUGUGGUCAGGAUGCAGACUGACCCAUGGCGUCCGGCAUGGCAGUGUGGGGUUUGAGGUGAGGCUGGACAGGAAACUGCCCCCCGCAGAACUCGGAGGACCCGCGGGCUCGGAGUCCUAUGGCCUGCGAGUGGGCUGGUCGGUGGCUGAUAGCUCUCUCCUGCUGGGUGAAGAGGACUUGUCUUACGCUUACGAUGGGCGAGGCAAAAAGGUUUCAGGUGGAAAGGAGGAGGACUUCGGAGAGCCUUUGGUAGAGAGCGAUAUAAUUGGCUGUUAUGUGGUCUUUUCCAACAGUGGCGCUGCUGAGGUAUCCUUUCACAGGAACGGCCGUUCCAUGGGGACGGCAUUUCGCCCGAGUGCCUCAGUGCUUCAGGGAUGUGCUCUGUACCCCCAUGUUCUCUGCAAGAGCUGCUCUGUCAGAUUCCACCUGUACCCUACUGACCCUCCCUGGUACCCCAGCCCUCCAGCGUUCACUCCUCUUGCAGCCCUGCCAGCUGGGGAUAGGCUGCGUGCCCCGCCAGCCCCCUUCUCCAAGAGACAGUGUGAGGUGGUGAUGAUGGUGGGUCUCCCUGGUUCUGGGAAGAGCCAUUGGGCCAGGGCUUACAUGCAGCAGCAUCCAGAGAAGCACUUCAAGCUCUUGGGCACUGAGGCGCUGCUCGCCUGCAUGAUUAGUGGCGGCCCAAGGGACAGCCAACUACAGCAGGCAUCUCAGUGUCUGACUGAAUUGAUCAAGAUGGCCGCUAACACUACAGGCAACUACAUCCUUGACCAGACCAACGUGCUCUUCUCAGCCCGGAGCUUCAAACUGCAGCUGUUUCGGGGCUUCAGGCGGGUGGUGGUGGUGGUCUUUCCUUCUACGGAGGAGUGGAACAGGCGGCUGGCACAGCACCAGACACGGGAUGAGGACCGGAUCCCAGAGUCCGCUCUGCUCAGACUCCAAGUGAGCUGCAGUCUUCCAGAGCAGCAGACGGAGCUGCUUGAGGAGUUGCAUUAUGUCGAGCUGCCCCAGGAGCAGGCUCAGGUACUCCUACAGGUGCACAGAGAGAAGGCUCGCAGUCUACUUCCCCCCAUCCCAAAAUAUGAAAAGAAGAAACCCUACCUUCGAAAGAACAGAUUAAAACCCUAUGGCCCUCCCCCUUUUCAUACAAGCCACACAACUGGAAGAUCCGGAUGGACUGGCGUCAGAUUCAACAAGCAAUUGUGGGAACCCCAGCCAAGAUAUUGGAACUCUGGGUAUCAAGAUCAGGGAUGCUACCACAACAGAGCGUUUGGCUACAGCGGUUACCAAGGCUACUGAGGAAGUUGCAUGGAAAAAUACAAAACAGAAGCCAGCAUUUACCCAGGGUUUACAUGUAGUUAUAGUUUGGGAUUUACUCAGCGAAAGCUUUUUUAAUCGAUGCCGUUCUUUUGGAUCAACAGAUUACACCACGCGUGGAUAGUCCGUCGGGAACCGGGACAUUUCCCAGUAGCCCGAGGGUCGUUUUGGCCUGUCGUGAACAGUCAACUUGACCAGCAGCAAUAUAGCAAGCAGGAGUCAGGAAAUGAAACGAAAUAUCGUUUCCUCCAGCCCACAGCAGUGCAACACAAAGACAAACACAUAUCCAAAACCUACAAGAACACACAUCCAAACUACAAAAACACAUAUAUCCAAGUGAGCGAACGCCAGCCAGGAUGACUGUCAGAGCUGCCAUCUGCAUGGGCUAGCAGUUAGCUUACCCUGUGCCACUUCCACGUCCUGUCAGACCGCUCACGGUGUUAACUCUUCGGGCGCAGCUCCAGGCAGGGCUGUGGUCCUUGGGCCCACCGGAGGCAGUAGACCAAGCUCCUCCAGCUGAUCCAGCUCCAGCUCUCCCAGCCAGACACCUUCGACACCUCGCACUCCACACGACGACGCCAAAAAACACAGUCAACUGCAGGUGGGGCCGCCGCCAGACCGCCCAGUGUUAUUGGAACUGCCGGUCUGCAUGGGCUGCUAGCUUAGCCUGCCCCGCUUCCGCGUCCUGUCAGAGCGCGCUCGGUGUUUCCUCUUCGGGCAGGGCUGCGGUCCCCGGGCCCACAGGACGCAGCAGACCAAGCUCCACCGGCCGAUCCAGCGCCAGCUCUCCUAGCAGUCAGACGAAGAUACAAACCCAGAUGUGGACAAAGACACUGCAUGGACGGUACUGGGUGAGGCCGCCGCACACAUUAAGCAGGAAUGAGUUGAUGGAUCUCUAAGAACCUAUGCAUCAGGCGCGAGUCUCACUCUUGCCGGGGUGUCCCUGGCGCGAGGGUGUGCGCGCCAAAAACGACAUCGAGUCUCUCGGUGACGCACACUGCAACCAUCUACCUGCUUCUGUACCGAUAACAUUUUAGAUAAGUCACCCAGUGAAAUGGAGAGAGGGAAAGUAAAGGUGGAGCAGAGGAGGAGAGAAUAAAAAGGCCCUUGCAGCUAAAUGCCACAAAAUAAGUGACAUGUUCAUUAGUAAGGAACCAGGUCAGUCAAAAACACUUGCUAACACACACACCCACAUGCACACACUUGAUGUGCGUCAUGCGUGAAUGUAAACAAUCAUUUGAACAUUUGAGCUAACUGCGUAUCUCAUCCCAUUUUUAAAAAGUGUAGGCUAAUUGUUUUGUGUCUAUAACUUUGUACAUGUGUAUGCACUA